AUGAACCGCCGCCUCCUCUCCACCCUCGCCGUACCCAUCGGCGUAGCCCUGGCCGCGUCCGUGGCGGGGAGCCAGACCUUCUGCCAGGCAGCCGAGAUCCCCAGGGAGGAAAAGGCUGGCACGAAGGAGGCAAAGGUGACCAACACCAAGUGGUGGCUGAGCCACGAGGAGAAACACCCCACAAGGAAGAGCAAGCAGUGCAACCUGACUGGCUGGUGGGAGAACGAGCUGGGAUCCAGGAUGCAGGUGUCCACAGUUGACAGCGAGGGCAACUUCGCCGGCGAGUACUACACCGCUGUGUCGAGCGCCCAGAAACCCAUCAAGCCGUCCCCCCUCGUUGGCUCCCAGCACUUGGAUAAGGAUGGGCAGUGCACCUUUGGCUUCGUUGUCAACUGGAAGUUUUCUGACUCCACAGCUGUCUUUGUGGGCCAGUGCUUUUCUGGGGACAAUGGGGACGAUGUCCUGCAGACCUCUUGGCUGCUGCGGGAGAAGGUCGACUCCCUGCACAGUGACUGGAAAGCCACCAGGACUGGCCGCAACAUCUUCUCUCGGAUGGGCUGAAAGAAGGAGGGAGAACCCUCUCGCUCUAGCCAGGCUUGGGAGA
This is a messenger RNA of Gavia stellata (red-throated loon), 604 nucleotides long. Its product is annotated as avidin. The coding region runs from base 1 to 561 and encodes 186 amino acids. Gene Ontology annotation, molecular function: biotin binding. The transcript has 5 exons. NCBI's taxonomy places the organism in Eukaryota, Metazoa, Chordata, Aves, Gaviiformes, Gaviidae. The record is from RefSeq and is a predicted model, not a curated record.